Messenger RNA from Opisthorchis viverrini, 1371 nucleotides. RefSeq lists its product as hypothetical. Gene Ontology annotation, cellular component: nucleus; cytoplasm. The record is from RefSeq and is a predicted model, not a curated record. NCBI's taxonomy places the organism in Eukaryota, Metazoa, Platyhelminthes, Trematoda, Opisthorchiida, Opisthorchiidae. The transcript has a single exon. Bases 1 to 1371 code for a protein of 456 amino acids. Gene Ontology annotation, biological process: protein ubiquitination; modification-dependent protein catabolic process. Gene Ontology annotation, molecular function: ubiquitin protein ligase binding; protein tag activity.
AUGCAGAUCUUCGUGAAGACUCUUACUGGGAAGACGAUCACCCUUGAAGUUGAAGCAAGCGAUACUAUUGAGAAUGUGAAGGCGAAGAUCCAAGACAAGGAAGGCAUCCCACCCGACCAGCAACGCUUGAUUUUUGCCGGCAAACAACUUGAAGAUGGUCGAACUCUGUCUGAUUACAACAUCCAGAAAGAAUCCACUCUUCAUCUGGUGCUUCGUCUGCGUGGUGGCAUGCAGAUAUUCGUGAAGACCCUGACCGGUAAGACGAUUACCCUUGAAGUUGAAGCAAGCGAUACUAUUGAGAAUGUGAAGGCGAAGAUCCAAGACAAGGAAGGCAUCCCACCCGACCAGCAACGCUUGAUUUUUGCCGGCAAACAACUUGAAGAUGGUCGAACUCUGUCUGAUUACAACAUCCAGAAAGAAUCCACUCUUCAUCUGGUGCUUCGUCUGCGUGGUGGCAUGCAGAUAUUCGUGAAGACCCUGACCGGUAAGACGAUUACCCUUGAAGUUGAAGCAAGCGAUACUAUUGAGAAUGUGAAGGCGAAGAUCCAAGACAAGGAAGGCAUCCCACCCGACCAGCAACGCUUGAUUUUUGCCGGCAAACAACUUGAAGAUGGUCGAACUCUGUCUGAUUACAACAUCCAGAAAGAAUCCACUCUUCAUCUGGUGCUUCGUCUGCGUGGUGGCAUGCAGAUAUUCGUGAAGACCCUGACCGGUAAGACGAUUACCCUUGAAGUUGAAGCAAGCGAUACUAUUGAGAAUGUGAAGGCGAAGAUCCAAGACAAGGAAGGCAUCCCACCCGACCAGCAACGCUUGAUUUUUGCCGGCAAACAACUUGAAGAUGGUCGAACUCUGUCUGAUUACAACAUCCAGAAAGAAUCCACUCUUCAUCUGGUGCUUCGUCUGCGUGGUGGCAUGCAGAUAUUCGUGAAGACCCUGACCGGUAAGACGAUUACCCUUGAAGUUGAAGCAAGCGAUACUAUUGAGAAUGUGAAGGCGAAGAUCCAAGACAAGGAAGGCAUCCCACCCGACCAGCAACGCUUGAUUUUUGCCGGCAAACAACUUGAAGAUGGUCGAACUCUGUCUGAUUACAACAUCCAGAAAGAAUCCACUCUUCAUCUGGUGCUUCGUCUGCGUGGUGGCAUGCAGAUAUUCGUGAAGACUCUUACUGGGAAGACGAUCACCCUUGAAGUUGAAGCAAGCGAUACUAUUGAGAAUGUGAAGGCGAAGAUCCAAGACAAGGAAGGCAUCCCACCCGACCAGCAACGCUUGAUUUUUGCCGGCAAACAACUCGAAGAUGGACGUACCUUAUCGGAUUACAACAUUCAGAAGGAGUCCACUCUACACUUGGUUUUGCGCCUUCGUGGUGGCUAA